UUGAGGAGUGAAUGCAGCAGUGAAUAUGAAAUUCAGUGAACUAACGAAGACAAUACUCGAAUUGGCGGACUGGUCUAGUACCGAUCGGAAUUGUACAACGUUAUCAGAUCAGCCAUCAGCGUACUUCUUUAUUAAAAAUGUAAACGGCGCUCAGUUCGUUCUGAUACUAUUUGCAACAGCUUUUACCGUUAUUGUAUUGCUUUUAGCAGCUGUUCACUGGUUCCAUGUAUGGAUGUAUGUUGCAGAAGAGAAACGACAAAACAAACUUUACUUCUUAUUAUCAUUAUUCCCGGUAUCAACAAUGUGCUGCUAUAUCGGUAUGAUAUCACCACGUACGUCAAUGGUGAUUUCCUCACUUGGCCUUCUUUAUUUCCUUACAUGCCUAUUUGUGCUUAUUUCACUGAUAAGGCAUUUGUUCGGUAGUCGUGACGCAUUCGCAACUGUACUUCUAUUGGACAAGAGAAAAAUUGAUUUCCAGAGUCCACCAUUUUGUUGUUGCUGUUCAUUUUUACCAAAAGCAAAAAGUACCGCGCGAAAUUUGCGACAAUUGGAAUGGUUAGUUCUACAGGCUCCAGUGGUUCGCGCUAUAAUCGUUACGUUUAAUGUGAUUGCGAUCGCAGAAUGGCGUGAAGCUGCUAAUAAAUACAUACAUUUCAGCGAGACGAUUUCUGUUGCUUCCCUGUUACUUGCUAUUUUUGGUGUUCAUACAUUAGCUCGUCUAACUUCCGAUAAACUUGGUCAGUACGAGUUUAUGACAAUAUUUCGAGUUGUUGAUAUUGCACUUCUAUUUUUCACCGCUCAACAGCCAAUGAUAUUUGAGAAUAUUUUGAUACGAUUUAAUGUUUUAAAAUGUGGUCCACUACUGUCUGCGCAUGGUAAUGCGCGAUUUGUAUGCAACUUUGUGAUUAUUGUGGAAAUGUUGUUGUUGUCAUUGUUUAUAUCUUUUAUGGUUGCACCGUCACGAAGUGCUCUGUUCGAUUUGUAUGGUUCUAAGGAAAGGAACGAUAUGCGAUCCAGAUUGACUCAGGAAAGUCUUCUAAGCAGUCAUGAAACGGACAUUAUUGUACUAUCCUAAUGGCUAGCUUAUAUUUAAUAUUAUAAAAUGUAAAGGACUUUGGGAAAGUAAUAAGUGAAUAAUACGAAGAGUGACAUGGUAUAUGGAUAACCUUUAAGGAGCAGUACUACACUAGGAAAGCCUCCUCGAACUUAUCUUUAAUGAUCAUAAUAUGAUGUAUUGAACUUACUUCAAACAACAGGGAUUUUCUUCCGAAUAGAGAUCAUUUUGUUGUCAAUAAAUUGCAGGAUUAAACUUACGGUGCAGAUAUUUAGAGUAUGUUCACGCUUUUCCAAAUUUUUUAAAAAGAAAUGUGACUUCCGCAAAUGCAUUAGUCAUU
Messenger RNA from Loa loa (African eye worm), 1394 nucleotides. Its product is annotated as organic solute transporter alpha-like protein. Gene Ontology annotation, molecular function: transporter activity. The record is from RefSeq and is a predicted model, not a curated record. The transcript has 7 exons. NCBI's taxonomy places the organism in Eukaryota, Metazoa, Nematoda, Chromadorea, Rhabditida, Onchocercidae. Gene Ontology annotation, biological process: transport. The coding region runs from base 26 to 1075 and encodes 349 amino acids.